CCCUCGCAGGGACCGCCGUUCCUCGACCUCCCGCUCGGCCCCCCGGGCCCGGCCGCCUCCGGACGCUGUCCUCUCCGAGAUCUGGGAAGGGGCCAACCCGACAAGAUGUGCAAAGGCCUGGCGGCCCUGCCCGCUUCCUGCUUGAGAAGCGCGAAGGACAUGAAACAUCGUCUCGGCUUCUUGCUGCAGAGGACGGACUCCUGCGACCAAGGGGCUUCUCACGGCAAGGCGGAGAAAGCCCCUUCCUCUGCCAGGGUGAGUCGGGAGGAGGCCAGAAGAUGGGCCGAGUCUCUGGAAAACCUCAUCUCCCACGAAUGCGGUCUGACGGCUUUCCGGGCUUUCCUGAAGUCGGAAUACAGCGACGAGAACCUGGAAUUCUGGAUCAGCUGCGAAGACUACAAGAAAACCCCGUGUCCGGACCAGCUCCGCCCCAAGGCCAAGAAGAUCUACGAAGAUUUCAUCUCGGUGGAGGCGUCCAAAGAGGUCAACCUGGACUCCAUCACCCGGGAGGAGACCAGCCGGAACGUGCGGGAGCCCACCCCGGCCUGCUUCGACGAGGCCCAGAGGAAGAUCUUCCGCCUCAUGGAGAAGGACUCCUACGGCCGCUUCCUCAAAUCUCCCUUCUACCUGGGCUUGGUGGGCCCCGCGGGGGGCGAGGAGAGGAAGGGGUCCCGAGCCCGGACCCCGGCCUCCAACUGGCCUGCCCUGGUGUCCCAGUGCGCCUAGGCGACCCCCCCCGAGCCUCAUCGCCCCGUCCGCCCUCCGCGCUUCGCCGAGGAGACCCGUCCCCCUCCCGCUGACCCUCCCCGGACUGCCCCUCCCCCAGCCCGCGGGGGUCUCCGUGCCGUCCCUCCCACCCAGUAGGAGCAGACUGGGCUUCCCAGCUGGGGGGCGGGGGGGGUCACCCUUAAUAAUAAUAACCGUGGUAUUUGUUAAGCGCUUACUACGUG
Ornithorhynchus anatinus (platypus) is the source of this 950-nucleotide messenger RNA. It is a transcript of the gene RGS4, whose product is annotated as regulator of G protein signaling 4. The record is from RefSeq and is a predicted model, not a curated record. Bases 106 to 726 code for a protein of 206 amino acids. NCBI's taxonomy places the organism in Eukaryota, Metazoa, Chordata, Mammalia, Monotremata, Ornithorhynchidae. The transcript has 5 exons.